Messenger RNA from Pungitius pungitius (ninespine stickleback), 4399 nucleotides. RefSeq names its product platelet glycoprotein Ib alpha chain. The transcript has 6 exons. The record is from RefSeq and is a predicted model, not a curated record. Bases 2060 to 4399 code for a protein of 779 amino acids. Gene Ontology annotation, molecular function: protein binding. NCBI's taxonomy places the organism in Eukaryota, Metazoa, Chordata, Actinopteri, Perciformes, Gasterosteidae. Gene Ontology annotation, cellular component: plasma membrane.
CUUAGCUUAGCCACGGCAGCAUUUGUGUUGUUUGGGAAUCGCAGGAUGUUUGUACACAGAUGUUUUUGAAGAUGAAAGGAUCCAACUUUUAUUAAGAAUUAAGAAGUAUCUGUAAUUUAACAUUUAAAAUGUAGGUAAAAAAUCUGCUGUUAGAAACUGGAUGUCCUCAAACACCUCUCGGGCCCCGGAAGCUGGUGUUUCCCAUAUGACAUUGAAUGCUGCAUGGCUUAAUGCUACAAACCAAAGAUGGCCGCCUUGCGGCGCCUCCUUCUGGCAGACACUGCUGUACGGACAGAGGAGGAGGAGGAGGAGGAGUCUUUUUAAAGCAUUGUGUGUAUAUUUGAAAUGUUUUUAAUUAAUCUGUCAACGAGUUGCCUUUACUGUCUCGGGUGACGGUGGGAAAUAUAGGAAGUAACUCCUCGUGGGAGAAGUAGACAGCUGUGGGAGAACGUAGGAAUGAUGGACGGAUUGUGGUGCGUGUUUGGCCGUGUGACGCAAGGAACUCUGGAAAAUGUAGUACAAGACAGAAGAAGAAGAGACGAUAAGCUUUGAUUUAGAAAUACUUUGAGUUUUGUGAUUUAAAGGAUCAACUAAAAAGUUACUCAGUCCAAAUCUGCUGCUGCCUUCGCGGGACGUUGGGAAUUUGGAAAUGUAGCUUUUCCUUAUCAUUGUUUAAUCAAUACAUUUAGAGCAGAAGAUAAAGAACAAAAAAGCUUCUCACAGUUUCUUGUGUUGUUUUGUUUCAUGCAACAUUCUAAAAAUGAUGUAAAAUAUGUAACCGAUAAAAGACGAGUGGAUUAAUUGAUGGGUGUUGUGUUCACUGCCCCCGGGACGUUGUACCAACAACCUGCCUCGUGUCCCUGAACCUUUUCUUUAUUUGGCCUGAGUGACUGAGUGGUUGCUGUCACCUAGUUAAGCCCCGCCUACUCUUAGCAGUGCAUUGUGGGAGAUGACACAGUGGAGCAUGUGUGCUGGAUGACUUUAAGGCCUUUUUUAGGUCCUAACCAACCAAUGGGAGUGCUCCUCCAGGAAGGAAGCGACGAUGAUGACUACACUCAUUGUGAUUGGCUCAGAGAAGUAUGACAUCAGCAGAAUGUCGGUUGUCUCUGGAAUCGACCAAUCACUGGACAAUCUGCAGCCACCACUGAGGAUGAUGGGAAACCACGUUUCCUUUUGUAUUUUAUGUUUGUUAUUUCAUCUCCAGCUCUGGCUUCUGAUUGGCUGUUUUCUUUGUGUAUUCAUUGGCUUCUCAUAUUUUAACCCCGCCUCCAUGUACGAUCAUCUAUAAUAUUGGGUGCUUUUGGACGUGGCUUUGUGUGUCUGUGUGUGUGUGUGUGUGUGUGUGUGUGUGUGUGUGUGUGUGUGUGUGUGUGUGUGUGUGUGUCUGUGUGUGUGUGUGUACUCAUGUGCUUCUGGAAUCGUUUAGAAUCAUAAUCUAGUUUUUGUUCUCAUCGUUUUUCGAGUAGAGGGAAGGGUGUUGCCUCGACAACCCGUCAGAACACCUGAACAUUCUAGACCGAAUGGCCCCGCCCCCUACCUUCCCCUAUCACCAAUGAUGACAUCACAGGCUAGGCCUCCUGUUAUUGGCUUAGAGCACCUCCCACCUCCCCAGGUGUUGUUUUCCGUCUGUUGUUCUUGUAUCAGGAAUCAAUCUCAGGAUCUACCUGCAGACAACACGCAAUAAACUGUCAAUCAAAUUCAACACGAACCGACUCGCUUCUGUUUCCAUCAACCGACAGCAACCUGACAACGAGCCAAUCAGAGCUCACAGCCGCUGCAGGUCAAAGGUCAACUUACUCUAAUUUAACUGAAGUCUACUUGCGUUUGAAGACUGUUCCUCGAUCAAAACUUCGACGGUAAAAUAAAUGAAUAAUAAUUGUAGUAAAUAAUAGCACAUAAAACAGCUUAGAGAGAGACUCGUGAUAUCAACGGACCAGCAGGCGGGUUCUAUCACACUUCCUGCUCCAGCAGCUGUCAAUCAUACUCACAGCGUCACUUCCUGGUUACGGGGCCACGUGUCAUCGUCUCUUAUCGCCGUGGUUACAGCUCUGGGACUCAGAUGGUCUACAGGCUCUCCUCCAGGAUGCGUCUCCUCCUCGUCCUCCUGCUGUCCUGCCUCGUCGUCACAGGUUCGGCGUGGAAAGGUUGCCACGAUGACCAGGACAAAGAUCAGCGAAUGAGGGUGAACUGCACGGCGCUCGGCUUCAGCGCCCUCCCAGCGGGAUUCGAACCAGUGACCCAGGUUUUUCUGCUUCCCAGAAACCAGUUCUCCAGCCUGUCCUGGUCCUCCUUUCAGAUCUUCACCAACAUCCACGAGCUCGACUUCACAGCCAACCAGAUUCCAGAAGUCACCCCCUCCGACACUCCGGUGCUCCCCAGCCUCAGCGUCCUCCGGCUGAGUUCCAACCGUCUGACGUUGCUCCCUGAAGGCUCCUUCUCGGCCUGUCCCGGUCUGACCGAGCUCUACCUGGACCACAACACCCUGGAGUCUCUGAGCGACCUCACCUUCUCUGGACUCAGCAGACUGGAGAUUCUGGACUUGUCGUCCAAUCGUCUCACGUCACUCCCCAACCUCAUGCUCCGCCCCCUCGUUGUCAUAGAGACUCUCUAUCUGGAGAACAACAAGGUCACAGGGAUGCCCAACGAUUGGUUCCGCCCCAGGGAGGAGGUGCCGUACCUCUACCUCUCUGAAAAUCCCUGGGCCUGCUCCUGUUCCCUUAGCUACCUGCACGGGUACCUCAACAAUUAUGAGGACAACGUCUACUUCCGGGUCGGCCCAGUCAUCAACUUCGGCGCCGAUAGAGUGAUCUGUGACUCUCCUCGUCGGAACAAGAACAAACCUCUGAUGACUCUGAAACAAUCGGACCUGUGUCCAGAAGCCGAAGGUGAGGACCAGCUGAUGGGUGGUCCUCACCUUCCUAAUACUCCUCCCCCUACCUCGUCAGCGGGCCCGGGGUCGGAGGUCAGCGAGCUCCCACGGCCAGACGUGCCAACCAAAGCGGCGCUAGCCGAAGGCUAUACUGAAACUCCUCCUUCUACUGCGCCUCCUUCUAAUGCUCUUCCCAAUACUGCUCCUCCUUUUACUGCUCCUCCAACUACUGCGCCUCCUUCUAAUGCUCUUCCCAAUACUGCUCCUCCUUUUACUGCUCCUCCAACUACUGUGCCUCCUUCUACUGCUCCUCCCACUACUGCUGCUCCUUUUACUGCUCCUCCUUCUACUGCUCCUCCUUUUACUGCUCCUCCAACUACUGUGCCUCCUUCUACUGCUCCUCCCACUACUGCUCCUCCUUUUACUGCUCCUCUAACUAUUGUGCCUCCUUCUAAUGCUCCUCCCACUACUUCUCCUCUAACUACUGCGCAUCCUUUUACUGCUCCUUCCACCACUGCGUCUCCUCAUAGUGUUCCUCCACCUGCUUUGGUUGCGACACCAACGUGGCCCCGGUCUGAACCCGAGUGGUCAGAGGACCCGGGGUCGGAGGUCAGAGGCGAGCUCCCAGUGGAGCGUCCUGCUGAGACAAAUAAUCAAACAACAACCUGCGCAUUGACACCUCCAUCUGCGUCUGGCGGUAACGUCCCCCCUGUCAGAGGAGCAGGGGGGUUCUGUCUCUGGCUCCUCGCCGGGGGCCUCCUGCUGAGCGUGGGGGCGGCGGCGUGCGUCUUGACAACUCUAGUGAGGUUGAUCGUCUGGUACCGCAGGGUUUACAGGCCCAUGUGGGAGGCGCUGGCAAAGAGGAGAGCAAGUGUAGAGGUGGGGAGACUGCUUCCAAUUAGGACGAUGGGAGGGAGGGAGGUGGCGGGAGGAGGAGGAGGAGUGAAGGCGCUGUAUCGCUCUGUGCUGUUUGUCCAGAGAGAGGGGGGAACUACGGAGAUGGCAGGAGGAGCUGUGGAGAGGGGAGGGGAGGAAGGAGGAGCUACGGAGAUGGUAGAGGAGGGAGGAAAGCAACCGGUCCUCGUCACUCUGGAGCCGAGGCGAGGAAGAAGAGGAGAAGGAGCUGCGAGAGAGGUAGAAGGGAGGGAGGAGAAGGGAGUGUACAGGAAGACGUUGUACCGUCUGUGUAGCAAAGAGGAGGACUUAGAGGGGUGGAGCAGCGUGAUGGAGGAGUGUCGGGUCUCUGCAGACGAAGGAGGGAGGGGGUGUGGAGGGGAGACGAUGGGAGGAGGAGGAGUCUCCAGAAAGUGCUACAGCGUCAUUCUGCGGGAGAAGACGGAGGAGGCAGGAGGAGGGAGGGAGGAUGUGGACUGGGUGGUGGGCGGGUGGGAGGUGAAAAGAGGUGGAGGAUGGGAGGGGGAGGAGGAGGGUCCCAGCUGGGGGGAGUGGCUGGUACACUACUUACCCAGCAUGCCCUGGAGUGUGACCACGCCUCCUGAAAACCUGCCAUCUCAGAGAUGUCAUCAGUGA